AUGGAUGCAUUAACGACUCUUAGAACGGAAAUUAAUCGUCUCGGUUUCACUUCAAAUGAACAAGACAAUUUACGCAAUUACUUCACUAAAAAUGUAGAAAAGAAAGCUGUUGCGGUGUCUUUUCUUUCUGACUACACAAUGGAUGAUGGGAAACGGGAUUACUUGAAAAGUCUAAUAUCCACGCCUGGUAUGUUCUCACGCAAAUUUAAAAAUAGUAAUAUUUGUCAUUGUUACCGAAUGGUGGAGUGGGGAAAGACGUUAAGAGAAUUUGGUAAAGAUAAAAAACGCAAAAUAGAACUGGGUCAGAUAUUACAAGAUUUCAGUCCAGGUGAAGUUAACUUAGUCAAUGAAAAAAGUGCCUCAGCAGAGUUUGUGGAUCGUGAUGAUGGAUUGAUUGCUGCGAAUCAAAUUUUCAUUAACAACUCUAAAGGACGAAAAUCGCAGCAUUGUCAGGAUACCUACUUUGGUUUAUGUUUUAGUGGUUGUGGAAUUGGCAAAACGGAGUUGGUAACUCAAUUUUGUAUGAAAAUGAUCAAAGAGUAUAAAAAUGUUCUUGUCCUGGAUUUGAAUAAGGAUUUUCACUCAUUUAACCGAAAUGCAUGCAAAGAAGAUCAAUGGCUCGGAUUAUCUCUGGCUACUGUAUAUUAUGGUGGAAGAAAAACAAGUCUAUCUGCAUUUAUUCAAACGAUAAUAUGCAAAUAUGGCGAAGAGUCAUUAAUGGCUUUUGAUGAUGUUACUGAGGUUCUUAGGUUUAUUGUCAAUCAUUACCGAAAAUGGAAGAGCAUAAAGGAAACUUUAUGUGUUGUGAUAUGGAAAGAUGACUAUCAAAACGAAAUGGAGCAAUUCUCUAACCCCCAGCUCAGUGUUAUUCAAAAAAUCGGAAAUUAUAAUUACAUGACUACGGGAAAAAGUAUUGCUGCUGAGCAGGAUGUUAUUAUUGUCCCUAUUCUAUCUGGGAUCUUUGGUGGAGAUGUUAAAAAGUCGAUUAUUGGAAGCCGAUAUUCUGCAAAGAUUUUGUCAACACCACCACUAUCAUUCGAUGCUUCUAUCCGUGUGUUGGGAAUUUCAAAGGAUAUCUUGGAGCAAUCUCCGUUUAAACUUCGUAUUUUGAUAUCAGAUAUUGGUGGAGUUGCGCGACUACUCAU
Funneliformis geosporum is the source of this 1145-nucleotide messenger RNA. The record is from the annotation of a GenBank genome assembly. Lineage: Eukaryota; Fungi; Glomeromycota; Glomeromycetes; Glomerales; Glomeraceae.